AUGUCGUACCCCGUCGUGGCGCUCGGCGUCGUCGCCGCCCUCUACCUCGUGGUCCGAUACCUCAACGCGACCGAUAUCCCCAAGAUCAAGGGCCUGCCCGAGAUUCCGGGCGUCCCCAUACUCGGCAAUCUGAUUGAGCUGGGCACAGAUCAUGCGCGGGUUGCGCAGCGAUGGGCGCGCAAGCAUGGGCCCGUCUUCCAGACCCGGCUGGGGAACCGCCGCGUCGUCUUUGUCAACUCAUACGAAACCGUCAAGCACUUCUGGAUCACUCACCAGUCGGCCCUCAUAUCCCGGCCCAUGUUCCACACCUUUCACUCGGUCGUGUCGUCGUCGCAGGGAUUCACCAUUGGCACCUCGCCCUGGGACGAGUCGUGCAAGCGACGCAGAAAGGCCGCCGCCACCGCUCUCAACCGCCCGGCCACGCAGUCAUACAUGCCCAUUCUCGAUCUCGAAUCCACCGUGAGCAUCAAGGAGCUUCUCGACGACUGCAGGGGCGGCACCCGGCCCGUAGACCCCAUCGCCUACAUCGCCCGCUUCGCCCUCAACACGUCGCUCACGCUCAACUACGGCUUCCGCAUCGACGGGACGGUCGACAGUCAACUCCUCAACGAAGUCACCCACGUGGAGCGCGAGAUUUCCAACUUUCGGUCCACGAGCAAUAACUGGCAAGACUAUGUGCCCCUGCUGCGGCUGUGGAGUGCGCGGAACUCGUCGGCCGACGAGUAUCGACGACGGCGUGACAAGUAUCUGACCGACAUGCUGGACCAUCUCAAGCGUGAGAUUGCAAAGGGCACGGAUAAGCCUUGCAUUACGGGACACAUCUUGAAGGAUCCAGAGGCAACGUUGAACCUUGCCGAGGUCAAGUCGAUUUGCCUGACCAUGGUCUCUGCUGGACUCGAUACCGUGCCCGGCAAUAUCAUCAUGGGCAUGGCAUUCCUCUCCACAGAGCAAGGGCAGGCGGUGCAAGCCAAGGCCCUCCAGGCCAUCCAAGACGUGUACCCCGAGGGCGACUCAUGGGAAAAAUGCCUAGUGGAGGAGAAGGUGCCCUACGUCACUGCCUUGGUCAAGGAAGUGCUCCGAUACUGGACAGUGAUACCGAUUUGUCUUCCCCGCACCAGUAUUCGCGAUAUUCCUUACCAAGACACUGUGAUUCCCGCGGGAACGACGUUUUUCAUGGUGAGUGGUGUUACUGUCGGCUGGCCGUGCUUUCCUUGUCUGCGUCUCUCUCUUGUCUCUCCCGCCUUUUUCUCUCUUCGUCAUCAAUGCGAGCUAAUGCGGCGGUGCUUUGGGUGGGGGGGCCAGAACGCCUACGCCGCCGACUACGACAACGAGCGCUUCAAGAUGCCCGACAAGUUCAUCCCCGAGCGAUUCUUGCAGGACACCGAGGUCGGCACGCCGCAUUAUGCGUACGGCGCAGGGUCUCGCAUGUGCGUAGGGUCGCAUCUCGCGAACCGAGAGCUGUACACGGCGUAUAUUCGCCUCAUCACGGCGUUUGAAAUGUUGCCGUCGGAGAAUGUCGAGGACGCGCCUUGCAUGGACUGCAUCGAGUGCAACGCCACGCCCACGUCGUUGACGCUGGACCCGAAGCCGUUCAAGAUUGGCCUGAGGCCGCGAUCAGAGGCCAAGCUGAGGCAGUGGAUUGCGGAAGCAGAGGAGCGAACGGCACAUUUGAGGUAG
Molecule: messenger RNA, 1677 nt
Organism: Metarhizium album ARSEF 1941
Lineage: Eukaryota; Fungi; Ascomycota; Sordariomycetes; Hypocreales; Clavicipitaceae
Product: cytochrome P450 phenylacetate 2-hydroxylase
Exons: 2
Coding region: 1-1677 (558 amino acids)
Molecular function (GO): iron ion binding; oxidoreductase activity, acting on paired donors, with incorporation or reduction of molecular oxygen; monooxygenase activity
Source: RefSeq, a predicted model, not a curated record